This is a messenger RNA of Exophiala dermatitidis NIH/UT8656, 3285 nucleotides long. Its product is annotated as DnaJ protein, subfamily C, member 7. Gene Ontology annotation, molecular function: protein binding. The record is from RefSeq and is a predicted model, not a curated record. The transcript is spliced from 2 exons. Lineage: Eukaryota; Fungi; Ascomycota; Eurotiomycetes; Chaetothyriales; Herpotrichiellaceae. The coding region runs from base 408 to 2315 and encodes 635 amino acids.
CUCUCAAGAGCGGCCUGAGAGCAGCAAUCGAAAAGCUGCACCGUCCACUGCGCACGCCUUCCUACACAGAACCGCUGCCCUUGUUUGGGGAGAAUCCGAGACCAAAUAACACGGGAACGACGGCGUCUACACAGGUGCCUCUUACGGAGGAAAACCUUCGUCGGCUGCUACACUCGCUGGAGAACGAGAGUGGCGUUGUUGACUUUGACUUUGUUGCUAGCCGUGGUGCCAGCCGCCGCAGAACGCCUCCGAAUCCCUUGGCCGCUCAGCCUGAGCCCAAGCCUCUGCUUCAGCUUGAACCGCCGCCUGGGCCCGAUUACUCUCCCACGGCUGCCCGUGUCAGUGUCACGGAACCAGCCCCACCCACAUCCACAGCGACUGGUCGAAAACCAUCGGCGAUAUCAUUCAUGCGGAAGUCAAAAUCCCCCAAAAAGCACGACAAGGACAAGAACAAGAAAAAGACAAAACUUCAAUCCGACACACACCCUCUGAAUCUGCCUCCUGACGAACUGCGCAAACUCACAGUCCAGAUGGCUCGACAAGAGGCUGAGGCUGAAGCAAAUCAGCAAGCCGAAGCAACUGCCAGUGCCAACUCCGGCAAGCAACCGGAAUCUGCAGACACUGGCAAAGAUGUACCAGAGACAAAUAACAGAGAAUUCACCCUUCCCCAGGGUUCCUCGCCGCCGGUCAAAGAUGCAUCAGAAGAAUCUACCGACACACCCGCUGACGGAACGUCGAACGGUGUGAAUGGCCAUGAAGAACGAAGUCCAACCCCUCCGCCGCACCGAAGUUCGCCGCCGCCCAAGGUUGACCCAGAAGCCUGCAAAGCCGCAGGUAACAAGUUCUUCAAGGCAAAAGACUACGACAAGGCAAUUGAGGAAUACACCAAAGCCGUCGAAGCCGAUCCUUCCAACCCAACCUACUUGUCGAACCGAGCCGCAGCCUAUAUUUCCGCAAACAAAUACAACCAAGCACUUGGGGACAUAUUACAGGCGAGCAGAUUGGACCCGAACAACGACAAAAUUCUUCAUCGUCUUGCCCGCGUCUACACUUCCCUCGGCCGACCACAAGAUGCGUUGGACACUUAUGCAAGAAUCCCCAAUGUUUCCCCCACAGACACGGCUGCGGCCCGGAAGGCAUUGCAGGCCAUCGAGGUCGCAGAAAAGCAGAUUUACUCUGAAGAUGGAAACGGCAAUAUGGCUCUUUGGAGCAUUGAACAGGCCAAACAGACCCUUGGGCCCGGCACACCUACACCACGACGAUGGCAGAUACUGAGAGCCCUUGCCAACUUGAAGAUCGGGUCAGCAAACGCGCUGGGCGAGGUCCAAGCCAUCGCUCAGAGUUUGUUGAGGGAAAAUCCCAUGGAUGCCGAAGCGAUGGUGCUCGCUGGUCGAGCAUUUUACUUGAGGGACGAAAGACCGCAGCAGGGUAAGAGUGACUAUGACCGCGCGGAAGAAUAUUUCAGACAAGCAUUGGCGCUCGACCCUGACAAUGCCGAUGCGCGAAAAUACCUUCGGAUAAUGAAAAAGCUCGACCGUGCGAGGACGGAAGCCAACAAUCUUUUCAAGCAAGGCAAAUAUCCCGAGGCCAUCGCCGCUUACACCGAGGCCCUGACAAUCGAUCCCACCAAUAAGGUCACCAACGCCAAACUGUUGGGCAAUCGUGCCACCGCGCGGACCAAGAUCAAGGAGUUUGACGAGGCCAAAACCGAUUGUGACCAAGCACUGAAACUGGAUCCGUCGUAUCUCAAGGCUCGUAAGAUCCGUGCCAAAGCCACGGGCGAAUCAGGUGACUGGGAACAAGCCGUCAAAGACUACAAGGCGUUGGUGGAUGAUAACCCGUCGGACCCGGAACUGAACAAAGAACUGCGCAAUGCCGAGCUGGAACUGAAGAAGUCCAAACGCAAGGAUUACUACAAGAUCCUCGGUAUUGACAAGGAUGCCGGAGACAAGGAGAUUGAACGUGCAUACAAGCGCAAGGCAGCCGUGCUGCAUCCCGAUAAGACCAUGGGAGAUAAAGCCAAAGAAGAGGAAUUCAAAGACUGUCUCGAGGCCAAGGAGACGUUGCUGGAUCCUCAAAAGCGUCACAUCUAUGAUUCUGGUGCGGAUCUCAUGGACCCCAGUGAGGGUUACGGAGGAAUGGGUGGAGGAUUCCCCGGCGGCAUGGGAGGCUUUGGCGGAAUGGGCGGUGGAGGCGGUGUCCAGAUCGACCCUGAGAUGUUGUUCAAUAUGAUGAACGGUGGCAUGGGUGGCGGGGGCGGUGGAUUCAGAUUCAGCACCGGUGGUGGCCGAGGUGGUUACUCGCCUUUUGGUUGAUUGUCCGAAGCUGUUUCUGUUUCCCGGCUGCAUCAUAUGCGCACUGCAUUGCAACAAACAGCUGGUCCACCGUGUCUGUGCGGUGCAUGACCCACAAGAAGAAGGAGGUGUCCAACAACCAGAGACAUCACCGGCGCCAACAGCAUCUCAAACUCGGUCGAAGCACACAUGGAUAGCAAGCCUUGGUCAAUUGCCACUCCGUGUUUUGGUGUUCCAUCGCCAAGAAGCCCUGCAGCUGGAGUGGGAGCUAGAAUGUCGCGAAGGAAAGACACAUUGAUCUUUUGGGCCAUUGCUGCUGCGAAAGGUAUGCUCUUGGGCUUUUCUUUGUCAUGGCCAUCUCGCCGGGACAACGAUGCCGCCAGACGGAAACACAGGAAAUGGCUUGUCUAGGGGCCUUUGGUCGGAACCACAAUGGUCAUGGCUCCUACCGCGCAGCUGUCCCCCAUACCUCGGUGGGCUGCAACGGGAUCCAAACUUGUACUGUAACGAGUAGAACAGGGUCCAUAGAGCAGAGCAGAGAGCACUGCAGUGAGUGGACACAGGGGAAAGAAAAGAAAAGAAAAGCAUAAUACUGUAUGUCCAUCAAGUUUUCUAGUUCAUCGCUCAUCAAUGUUACUAGUAUCUUGAACAUGCGAAUUCAACCACUGGCAGGUCCCUGGAAUCAAUUGACUUGGAACCAAGCGUCAAGCGCCCUCUUUCUCAUUACCCCAAGGAUCAGCAUCAAAUCAGCACAGCUCAGUCCAGCUCACCGCCUAAUCCUCGUGCUCUGCCGGACUCUUGCCCUCGAGGGUCCGGCAGGAGCGGACUCCUCUUCCUCACCCAAGUCAUCUUGACCCGGGUUGCCGUCGUCGUCAUCCUCUUCACCACCCUCCGCAUCGUCCCCAUCUCCGCCGCGGUGAUGAUGAGAUCUGUCAAUCUUGCCAAUUUUGAUGCCCAGACUGCGCGACAAUCUAGCAUCAAGUUCCUCCUC